This is a messenger RNA of Elaeis guineensis (African oil palm), 1108 nucleotides long. Lineage: Eukaryota; Viridiplantae; Streptophyta; Magnoliopsida; Arecales; Arecaceae. The record is from RefSeq and is a predicted model, not a curated record.
GACACACAUAAAGACCAUAACAACCCUAAUGAAAGAACCCCUCGCUCCUCCUACUCUCUUUUCUAAAUCCCAUAUUAGGGUUUUGGAACUCAUUUCCUAAAGCUUUUAGCCAAGAUAUCGCUCUCUUCAAAUCUCUAAUCCGCUCUCUUUCUGCAAGAAUCUUCCAUCCAUUGAUGGCGAAGAGGAAGUACCCGAAGGUGAGGCCGGCUGUAAAGUUUAUGAAGCCAGUCCCCGACCUCUGCUUCCACUGCCCAUGCUGCGAUCAUGAAACCGGCGUUCUCUGUUACAUGUACUUUGACGAUCGUAUUGGAGAGCUUUAUUGCAGGAUAUGCCAUGCGCGGUAUUCCACUUUGAUCGAUGUAGAUUCCACGGAGCCCAUUGACAUAUAUGAAGAGUGGCUUAAAAACGCAAACGGGCAGGCUAUGCUGAAGUUAAUCCUUGGAAGCAGUUUGCCGAACUCAAGCUAGAUGAGCAAGCAAACCCCUUGAAGAAGCCUCAAGCGGCUGACAAAGGAUGAGGAAGAAGAUUGUCCUGUGAAGAAGCUGGCUAAAAUGAGUCUAGACUCAUUGUAUAUAUGCUUAACCUUGGUGACUUUUGGUGGGGGCAAUGGAUGCAGCCAUUAAGGAGAACUUAGUUAUUUUGUCAGAUGAGCGGUGGUUAGGAAUAACCAGUCGUUGUCGAUAGGAGUCUGUGAGGAUUGUAUCUCAAGGUAUUGUAUAUUGCUCCCCUUACAUCCCGAUAUAAGUACAUAUGAAAGGUUUCCUCAUCAACUGUGAUUUUUCCUCUAUCCAGUUUUAUAGAAAUAGUUCUACCACACUUUACCCGAAAACAUAUUAGGUCCAAUGAGUUAGACUAGAGCAACCCAAAACAAUGGCAUGGCCGAGUGGCUGACAUGACCUAAUAGUACUCAAACCUACUUUAUGUGCAACUUCGGAUAGUGUCUGGACUCAACUUGAUCUAAAUAAGACUUGGAUAUGUAGACUUUUGAGGGAACCUUGACUUCCUACCAUAUUAUAAAUAGGCCAAAGUUUAGAUCAGCACCCUAUAGUUGGGGCCAGGGGUGUAUUUUGAGCAAUGUAGUAUACUUGGGCCUUUGGUGCUGGCAAUG